Molecule: messenger RNA, 1974 nt
Organism: Naegleria lovaniensis
Lineage: Eukaryota; Heterolobosea; Eutetramitea; Acrasida; Naegleriidae
Exons: 1
Coding region: 1-1974 (657 amino acids)
Biological process (GO): RNA processing; mRNA 5'-splice site recognition
Cellular component (GO): commitment complex; nucleus; U2-type prespliceosome
Molecular function (GO): protein binding
Source: RefSeq, a predicted model, not a curated record
AUGGAUAAUUAUCAUCAUCAGCACACUUCUUCGGGAUCAUCAACCACAACAAAAACACCACAAGAGUUUAUGAAAGAAUAUGAGAGUGUCUUAACGGCAAAUCCAUGCGAUUAUUAUACAUGGGAAAAAUACAUUACUCUCUUGGAAAUUGAAUUUGGUAUGAACCCGUCAAGCCUAGAUAUUUCCCAAAAGCUUUUAGAUUCAUAUUCUCAAUUUCUUGCUCAAUUUCCUCUCCUUUUCGGGUAUUGGAAAAAGUAUGCGGAAUUAACCUAUCAAGUUUCAAAAGAUUUUAAUCAAACGGUUCAAGUCUAUGAAAAGGCAAUUGAUAAAAAGACUGGAAUUUCUAAUAAUCCAGAUCUAUGGUCGCACUACUGUCUGUUUGUUGCUGAACAAUCUCAAGAUGUAUCGGAAAUUAGAGCAUUAUUUGAAAGAGCGCUCCAAUCCAUUGGUAAUGAUUACUAUGCUCGUAUUCUCUGGGAAAAGUACAUUGAAUUUGAAACAUCACAAGAUGAACUAGAAAAUGUUGUCAAGUUGUAUAAGCGAGCAAUUCAAGUUCCAUGUAGAGAUUUGACAUUGAUUUGGUCUCAGUUUAAAGAUUUUAUGAAAACUCAUACACCAAAACAAGAGUCAUCUUCUACAACAGGAAGUGAUGGAAAGGAACAAGAAUCAUCCCAACAAAUCUUAACAGUGGAACAAUAUGCUCACACUCCAGAAGAAAUGAAUGCUUAUAAGGCCUCUAACAAAUUGAAUGAUUUAACCACCUAUUGGAGAGAGAAUUUAUAUUUACCAACAAAAAAAGAAUUGGAAAGGAUUAGACCCUUUGAAGAUCACAUUAGAAGACCAUAUUUUCAUGUUCAACCAUUCCAAGAGCAUGAAUUGGAACAUUUUAGAAGAUAUAUUGAGAAUGAAGAAGAAGAAUUUGAAAAGAAGAAUAACACCAAGUGGUGUACAUUGGAACAUGUCAUUCAAACUCAUGAAAGAUUUAUUGUUUAUUGCUCUUACUACACUGAGUUUUGGAAUCGAUACAUUUCAUUCUUGGAAAAGCAAAAUCUUCAUGAUCAAGUCGUACAAGUAUACCAUAGACUCACUUCCUAUAGCGUCUUAAAGAAUAGAUAUCAGGUUCAUAUUCAAUUUGCUGAAUAUUUAGAGAUGAAUAAUUCUAAACCAGAAAUGAUUGAGCAAGUAUAUAAUGAUUUAAUCAAAUCUAGAUGUAUUGGACAUUUAGAAUCGUUGACUCAUGCCAUUCAUUAUUUAUAUAGAUCUUCAUCAGACAAUUUUGAUAAAAUUGAAAUCAUUUAUAGAGAACAAGAGAAGAACAUUGUUGGUACAAUGGCAAGAUGCUAUUUCAAACUACAACAUGCCAAUUUUGUUUGGAAAGUUAGAAAAGAUGUUGAAAGAGCAAGAACUUUAUUUAACCAAUGUAUUGAUGAAUUCAAAACCACUAAGAAGGCAUAUCAAGCCCUACUAGAGUUUGAAAAUGAUGUUGUUUUGAGCACUGGUAAUACUGCCAAUGCAGAUCUCGUUGAAAAACUGCUAAAUUUGGAAUAUUACAGCGCUCCUGUUGGUUCACAUGAAGAUGACAUGCAAGAUGAAGAAUCUGUUGAUAGAGUUGUGCAACAUUAUCUAUCUCUAUGGGGAAUGCCAUCACCACAUAUCGAUUCUGAAAGAGUUUCUAAGAAGAACUCUAGUAUUGUGACCAUCUCUUUCAAAAUUGAAGUAUUGCAACUACUGCUUCAAAAAUAUGUGUAUCAAUUUCAAACUAUUCAAACCGUACAAAAAGUUAAAGAGGCAAUUAAGAAACUAGAAGACGAACAGUAUGAAUCUCAAAGAAAGAGAAGACUUGAAAAUGGAGUUGAAAUGGCCACUUCUGAAACUAAAAAGCUCAAAUCUGGAGAUCAACGAUGGAGUUUAGAUCAGUACAAGCAAUACUACCAACAAUAUUAUCAAUACUAUCAACAAUUUACACAGAUAUAA